This is a messenger RNA of Closterium sp. Naga37s-1, 807 nucleotides long. NCBI's taxonomy places the organism in Eukaryota, Viridiplantae, Streptophyta, Zygnematophyceae, Desmidiales, Closteriaceae. The record is from the annotation of a GenBank genome assembly.
AUGGUUGACGACGUCAUCCGUGGCUUUGCAGAUCUCAUCUCGCGAUCCAACGUCAAGUACGAGAAGUUUCAUAACAUUCAGCAUGUUUUCUGCAAGACGAACCUGGAGGCACAAGGGAUACACACCGUUCGCUGGCUGUCACGUGGUGAGGCCGUCCGACGCUUCCUCGAGAUCCUGCCUGCAGCCAUCGUGGUGCUCAAAGAGUACAACAAUGACUUGUACGAGAUUGCCACGUCGUUCAAGUUUCAGUGGUUGCUCCGGCUGCUUGCUGACGUGUUGUGGGAGCUGAACCAUCUGAACCAACGGUUCCAGCAACGGCAGACCGACGUCACGCUCGUGUCUCAUCUCGUGGACCAGACACGAAUGCGCAUGAAGAACCGGUACUUAAACUUUUCGCUGGAUCAUCACUUCGGGAGUGGAGAGAAGAUGACACUGAACGACUUCAUUCAGCGCCAUCAGAAGAUGGACAAGCGGGAGGUGAAGGCAGAGGGCGUGGACAGUGACGGCAACCCCGUGAAAUUCAGCUACACGCUGCACGAGAAUCCCAUCGAAGGGCAGGAGCCGGACGGAGAUGUAACGGCUUGUUUCGAGCUGUCGCUGAAGUUUGUGCGUGCUGUCGACAAGGAGCUGGAGUGGCGGAUGAAGGACCUGGAGGAGCUGGAGGGGUGUAAGCUAUUUUGGUCAGCCUCAUACGUACUUGACGACGCCAAACGUGUGGAAAACUUCAAAAAAUGGCUGGCUAAACUGCACAAGCUCUACAGGAAGAAGCUUCCAGGUAUGCUCGUAGACCUCAUGGUGUGUACCUGA